AUGGCACCUUCAAGUCCAACACCAACCCCCGUCGAUUUCCCCUCACCAGACUUUUCCUUUAGUGGAGGCAACUCACCAGGCUCACACUCACCAAGUCCACCGAUUUCGCCAGAUUGGGGAGUAUAUGAUCGCGACUGGCAAGACUGGAGACAUCUUAUCCCAAAGCUACCAUCCACACGACCUCGUGCACUUACGCCGCCUGGGUUCAGCGAUGAAAAUGAUGAAAAGAGUCUACAGCGACCAGCUGCAGCGUUUCAACAAUCGCUCUGGUUCAGAGUCCCUGCUAAUCUGAGACGCGAUAUUCUUCGCUUGGCGUUUGGGGAUAGGCGUCUCCAUAUGCAUCUCGCUUUUGAUGCUGCUCGUCGUACCCCAGAGGAUCCAGAUGACCUUGAUGGAUAUGAGCUAGGUGACCCAGAUGCUCCAGGCCUAAGAAGAAAACUCUGGUCGUGGAAUGGAUGUAUCUGCGCUCGAAAGCAUGAUCCAGAGCUGGGUCCUAUGACACGCGGUGGCCUUAACCCAGGGCCCUGGAUUGAUCGCUGCUGCGAUGCGGUCAAUGUCCCAAAGCCACCGCCUCAGAACAUCAGGAUAAUGGGUUGGCUGCAGUCCUGUCGGCAAAACUACGCAGAGACAAUUGAUGUUCUGUACUCUACAAACACCAUCAUUAUCUCCGGCGAAGCAACAAUUACUGAACUUCCAUCGCUUAAACCCCACCACCAUCUCACCAAGAUCACCUCCCUCGAGAUCAAAGCCCCGAUCACUAAAGACAACGUCCUCGAGGAUGUCACCAACCUCAUUCUUCCCGCUCGGUUCCCAAAUCUCAAGCGUCUCUAUAUCUCAAUAGAAUGGUGCGGCGCGGGUAUCCGCGAUCCCGACCCAGAUGAGCUAAUCGCAUCAUUCGAUACCCUGGCGCGAACAACCAAAGAGUGCGCUUUCGCUAUCCCCAUGGAGUGGUUCUCGCGUAUCUCGUGGGGUCAGAUGCGAAGCGCAACGACAGGCAGACAGAUCACGUACAGCCAGUUCUGGCGUACGCUUGGCAAUGCCGAGGGAGAUAAGGAUGGGUAUGGGGGCGGGCUUGAUGUCAUACAGCUACCUUAUGUUGAUAGCUACCCGAAGCCUCCGUAUCAUUUGGAGAGUCCUGGUGCUGGGUAUUGGAUUCUGGAGGCGAGUGAGAUGUCGUUGAGCACGCAUUAUGAUUUUCUUACUGGGCACUAUGAUGAUGAUUAA
Fusarium mangiferae is the source of this 1224-nucleotide messenger RNA. RefSeq lists its product as uncharacterized. The coding region runs from base 1 to 1224 and encodes 407 amino acids. Lineage: Eukaryota; Fungi; Ascomycota; Sordariomycetes; Hypocreales; Nectriaceae. The transcript has 3 exons. The record is from RefSeq and is a predicted model, not a curated record.